Molecule: messenger RNA, 1416 nt
Organism: Blepharisma stoltei
Lineage: Eukaryota; Ciliophora; Heterotrichea; Heterotrichida; Blepharismidae
Source: the annotation of a GenBank genome assembly
AUGAUUCAGUAUAACAUUGCUUCUAUAUCUACCAGAUCCACAGGCUCAGGAUUAAAAAUUCAUGAUUUACAAAUGGCAUGUCGUUUAGGUGACUUAGAUGCAAUAAGAGAAGCUUAUAGGGCAAACCCAGACUCUAUUAAUAUAAAAGACGACAGUCUGGGAUGGACUCCUUUAUAUAGGACAAUAAUAUCAGGGAGCAUCAACGCAGCCGAAUUUUUAUGCUUAAAAAGUAAAAUUACUAUAAAAUUAUGAUAAUUUAUUUUCUAUUUUUUAUUACGAAAUUGCGAUUUAUAGUAAAAAAUAAAAGAAAAAUUUAUCAUUAAGGUUAUAUUAAAACGCAAUGCUAAUCCUAAUAUCAAAAAUAAUUUAGGUGAAACUCCAUUACACCAAACAGCUGAUAAUUCUCAAUAUGGACUUGCGGAGCUACUAUUAAAAUACAAAGCAGACCCAAAUAUCCAGCAAAAUGAUGGGGAUACCCCGUUACACCAUGCAGCUUAUCGAGGAGAUACCAAAAUGGUCGAAAUUUUAUUAAAAAAUGAUUCAGAUCCAAAUAUCCCAAAUUUUAUGUUUGGCCGAACACCGCUACAUUAUGCAGCUGACAAUAACUAUUUAGAAACUAUGAAAACUUUAUUAGAGUUUGGAGGAGAUCUAUAUUAUUCUGAUAAACAAGGUAAAACACCGAUUGAUCUUAUUGAUGAUAAAACCUCAGCCAAUUUUUUAAAAAAUAUAUGAAUAAGAAAUAGAAAAACGAAUGAAGAUAUUCGGCCUGUCCUAAAUAGUGAUGUCGGGAUUGAGCCUGAAUGUGAGGUAAGCGAAAUCAGAAAAGAAGAAAAACCCUUAUAUAUUUGACUAGAAAAAUAUAAUUUACAAGACAUGUAUGACAAACUCUGUGAAGCUGGGUUUGAUGACCUAGAAAACAUUGCUUCACAAAUGCAAUCUUCACUACCACUCAAAAUCGAUGACUUAAAAAGGAUUGGAAUCGCAAAAAUCGGGUACAUCUAUAAGUUUUUGCUUAAUAUCAAUCACGAUUCUUCCUCAAUAACUACACACAGUUCACUAUUCAAAUCAAGUACUCAUUUUCACCCUUGUGGAUGCUGCUCUACAAAGAAAAAUACAGAAAAGAAGAAAAAAGUGCCGACACUGAAGGUUUGGCUUGAAAGUUUAAAUUUGUCAGAGCUAAAGGACAAGUUUGAAGAAGCAGGAUUUGAGGACUUUGAAACAAUAAUUAGGCUGAUGAAUUCAAAAUAUCCUGUUACUGAUUCAUUAUUAGAAGAAAUUGGGAUUCAGAAGUUAGGGCAUAGGAUAAGGAUUUUAGCGAAUUUACAAGAUGCUGAAAACACAAAAGAACUAAAUAGUAGUUUUAUUAUUGAUAGAACAAGCAAUAAAACAUCAUGCGAAAAAUGUAUUUUAAUGUAA